This is a messenger RNA of Aspergillus alliaceus, 1486 nucleotides long. Its product is annotated as putative cytochrome b5 reductase. Gene Ontology annotation, molecular function: oxidoreductase activity. Lineage: Eukaryota; Fungi; Ascomycota; Eurotiomycetes; Eurotiales; Aspergillaceae. Bases 1 to 1416 code for a protein of 471 amino acids. Gene Ontology annotation, cellular component: endoplasmic reticulum. The record is from RefSeq and is a predicted model, not a curated record. The transcript is spliced from 2 exons.
AUGGAGAUAAACGCCUCAGGUCUAGCUGAUGCUCAACUCCCUGAGUACUCAACUGCGGAAGUUGCAUCUCAUAACCGCAAGGAUGACAUCUGGAUCAUCAUUCAUAGCAAGGUUUUCGAUAUUACGCGAUAUUGCCAGGACCAUCCGGGAGGCGCAGAGGUCCUCAUAGAAGCUGCAGGCACAGAUGCCACCGAGGCCUUUGAAGAUGUUGGGCAUUCCGAGGACUCGGUAGAAAUCCUGCAGGAAUUCCUAAUCGGGUCCCUGAAGGGAGCCAAAGAAUAUGUCGCACCCAAGAAGGUCCAACUCGUAGUCCAGAAACCUGAAAAGGUGCCCCAUUCAUCUGAAAGCCGGCCAAUAGGAACAAUCGCUGCCGUUUUGGGAGCAGCAGCAUCUGUGCUCUAUGUGUGUCAACGGGGCAUUUUCGGUUCAUUGCUUUCCAAAAAUGGAGUCAGUCAAAUAAUUCCCCAACAUUUCAAGGGGGUAAGACUGCCUCGCGGUGGGUUUAUCAAUGGCUUUCUGGCGGCUACAGUCAUUUCCGCUAUAAUCGGUACCGUUGUGGCUCGUCAAGCCGCGAGGUUCACCAAGAUCGACUCGGGGUUUUUGCGCUAUCCACUGCACAUCAAAGCACGAAAGGUCGUAAAAGCCGACCCGCACUUGGCCAAGGGAUUUCUAGAUCCGAAAGAAUUCAAGCGCUUGCCUUUGAUUGAAAAAGACCAAUUGUCUUCCAAUGUCUACCGAUUUGUGUUCGCCUUGCCUCACUCCAAGGGAGUCAUCGGACUUCCUAUUGGACAACACGUCGCUAUCCGUGCAAUUGUUGACGGAGCGACAGUAUCCCGGUCAUACACACCUGUGUCAAAUAAUCUGGACAUCGGUCGACUAGAACUCGUCAUCAAGUGUUACCCUGAAGGCCUGCUUACCGGCCGCUAUCUCGCCAACUUGACGGUGGGAGACGAAGUUGAGUUCCGGGGUCCCAAGGGAGCGAUGCGUUAUAGCAAGGGGCUCUGUACUAAGCUAGGCAUGGUCGCUGGAGGAACAGGUAUCACGCCCAUGUACCAAUUGAUUCGUGCCAUCUGUGAAGACGAACGGGACAUGACUGAGAUCAGCUUAAUCUAUGCCAACCGGACAGAGGCAGAUAUCUUAUUAAGAGAGGAACUGGAGGCAUUCGCCCGCAAAUACCCCAAGAACUUCAGGCUUUGGUAUAUGCUGGACAGUGCUCCAGAGGGUUGGGCCUAUGGAACGGGAUUUGUCAACCAAGAAGUUCUUAGCCAACGAUUACCGGGUCCAUCUGAGGGUACUAAGAUUCUCCUUUGUGGGCCUCCGGGCAUGAUAAACGCAACCAAGAAGACGUUGACUGCGAUGGGGUUCCAGAAGGCCGGAGCGGUGUCUAAGAUGGGCGACCAGAUUUUCUGUUUCUAAUAAUUUCUGUUUCUCUCCGUUUCCCUUUUUCUUCUUUGACACGGCUCGUCCUGGGCGGUUUGUGUGUAAG